Molecule: messenger RNA, 495 nt
Organism: Solanum tuberosum (potato)
Lineage: Eukaryota; Viridiplantae; Streptophyta; Magnoliopsida; Solanales; Solanaceae
Product: neutral peroxidase-like
Exons: 2
Coding region: 1-495 (164 amino acids)
Biological process (GO): response to oxidative stress
Molecular function (GO): heme binding; peroxidase activity
Source: RefSeq, a predicted model, not a curated record
AUGGGAAUAUUCAUAUACUGUGCAUAUUAUAUCUUUAAUAUCUUGCCUUCACUCUCAAAUGUUGAUUUCCUACCUUUGUUAGGCUGGUCGACCAGUCCUGUGCGUACAGGCAGAAGGGACAGUAAGGAGUCAUUCUUUGAUAAGGCGAUGGCUGAAAUUCCACAACCAAAUGGGAAUAUCAUUGAAACUCUUAGACUAUUUUCGCUCAGAGGAUUUGAUGAGAGGGAAACAGUGGCCCUCCUUGCUAGGGGUCUGAGUGUAUCAAUUGGGACAUUAGAUAAUCACUACUACAAGACCUUGAUGAGAGGAAGAGGGCUGCUGUUUGCUGAUCAACAGUUGAUGGCUUAUGAAAAGACUGCUACAGCAGUAACAGAUUACGCUAUUGAUGAUGGGAUUAUAUGUAGGACAGAGUAUGCUCAUGCCAUGGCUAAACUGUCCAAUUUUGGUGUUCUUACUGGAUCCGAAGGAGAGGUUCGGUCACAUCUAAAUUCGUAG